UUCUGAUGUUGUCAGGUUGUCAUGGAGACCCCUGAGCCCGGUCAGGCAGAUGGUGAGGAGCGGAUGAUGGAGCUGAGACCCAGGACCCGCUCCAAUCCGGAGGGUGCAGAGGACCGGCGCAGCAGCACCGGCAGUCUGAACAACAGCCUUGCAUCGCCACCGCCGCCGCCGCCACCACAGCCGGCCGUGGGCAGCCGUGUGGAGGGAGAGGGAGAAGCGGCCAGCUCCGACAGCCCUCCGACUUCUGCCACCGCCAUCUCAGCCACCGCACCUGCAGCUGUUACUGCGACGGGAAGCUCCACGGCCAGCAUGCCUGCCAUAGCUUCUGCGGUGAAGGAGAGACCCAAACCCCCUCAGCCGUCCAUGAGCACCCAGAUCCCCCCAUCAGCUGAGUUACACCUGCGGGCGCCACGAGUCAACUGCCCAGAGAAAGUGAUCAUCUGCUUGGACCUUUCAGAGGAGAUGUCUCUACAAAAACUGGAGUCGUUUAAUGGGUCCAAGACGAACGCCUUAAAUAUUUCACAGAAAAUGAUUGAGAUGUUUGUGAGAACCAAGCACAAGAUCGACAAAAGGCAUGAGUUUGCUCUGGUGGUGGUGAAUGAUGAUGCCAUGUGGUUAUCAGGAUUCACGUCUGAUCCGCGAGAGCUGUGCAGCUUUCUGUACGACCUGGAGACCAAUGUCUGCGAGUCCUUCAAUCUGGAAGAUCUCCUCAAUGUCAUCUUGCAGAAAAUUGAACUUCCUCAGAUGGAGAACAUUCAGACCAUCCCACCUCCUUUCGUAAUCCGGACUCUCCUCAUCUUCAGCCGGCAUGCUGGCAUGCUUCAGUUCAACCCUUCUGAUGCUGCCAAAGUGAGUUUGUUUGACACGUUACUACAUAAUUAUGAGUCAAUGACAAGAACACUUUUUUUACAGUGACUUCGAAAUCUGGGGGGAAAUCUUUCACAAUCAUGCAAAAAGUUGGAUUCCUAUAGCAAUUACUGGACUUUACCUGUGAAAGUUUGCAGAACUGUGGUAAAUGUGACCUCUCCUUUGUCCACCAAAUCAGUAUACAGAAAAAAAAAUCAAAAACAAAAACCAACAUAUGAGGUGAUAUCAGUGAC
Sinocyclocheilus grahami is the source of this 1100-nucleotide messenger RNA. RefSeq names its product BRISC and BRCA1-A complex member 1-like. Gene Ontology annotation, biological process: positive regulation of DNA repair; mitotic G2 DNA damage checkpoint signaling; double-strand break repair. The transcript has 6 exons. Gene Ontology annotation, cellular component: BRISC complex; BRCA1-A complex; nuclear body. The record is from RefSeq and is a predicted model, not a curated record. NCBI's taxonomy places the organism in Eukaryota, Metazoa, Chordata, Actinopteri, Cypriniformes, Cyprinidae. Bases 22 to 915 code for a protein of 297 amino acids.